Molecule: messenger RNA, 6881 nt
Organism: Pocillopora meandrina
Lineage: Eukaryota; Metazoa; Cnidaria; Anthozoa; Scleractinia; Pocilloporidae
Source: the annotation of a GenBank genome assembly
AUGCUUGGAAGUAAUAACACGAGUACGGCGCUGAGAAAUUCUGCCGAAGCAACGAUUUCAACUCAAGAUGUAGUUUUCGCCUCCUUGUACUCAUUGAUAGUUCUCUUUGGAGUGAUAGGAAACUCAAUCGUGAUCACUAUAAUACGCAAAACAAAAUUAGGUCACACAACAACAAACUAUCUGCUAAUGAACUUAGCUUUGGCAGACUUGUUAACGUUGUUGUUUUGCCCCGGAUUGUACGACUAUGCGCUUCAGAACGUUCAUUUACAUGGAUUCUCGGGAGAUUUGAUCUGCAAGCUGUUUGCGGGAAAUGCUAUCGUUCCAAUCACCAUCAACGCAGCCGUUCUUACGGUCUGCACGAUUGCUGUGGAAAGGUAUCUGGCGCUUCUCAAACCUUUUCACUCUAAUUUGAGAAUCAACGAGGAUCGGGUUAAAUAUUUCAUAUCUGGACUGUGGUUGCUAAGCUUGUUGUCGUGCAUUCCAGAUAUUCAAGCCAAUACGUACAACUCCACUUCGUCUUAUUCAAAAUAUCCCUGCAAACGCCCUUGGAGUUUAGAUGAAUACGCUUUUCACAGACCCUUUAUCAUCUUUACGUGUGUUGGAUAUGGUGCAGUGAGUUUUAUCAUCCUACUAUUCUGCUACUUUGAAAUCAUCCGUGGCUUAUACUUCACGAAAACAAUUUGCUCCGAGUCGUCUGCAACGGGAAGCCGUGAAAAACUAGAAAAGAAACGACUGGCUAAACUUCUCAUUUGGCUCACCAUCAUUUUCGCCCUCUGUUCGUUGCCAUUUGCGGUAUUUUUCAUAAUUUUAAUCUCCUCUAAACAAGCAUUCGUCCAGGAUAAUUACAAUACACUCCAUCUACUUCACAGACUAUGUCGCCUCUGUCUUUUUUCGAACUCCUUUUUUAAUCCAUUACUUUAUGCUUUGCAAAGCACCAACUUUAGGGACGGUUUCAAGAAAAUCUUCGAGAGCUGCAUGCUCUUUAGAGCCUUUAAAGACUUCAGAAGAACAUCUCAUCAGUCAUAUUGUGUGGAACUAGAUGGACCUGCUAAACUGUAAGGUUAGAGGAACAGUUUUGUUCCACUGACUAGGUAAAACUGUCGCCGCAUUCGAAGCAAUCACCAUAUUCAUCUAACCCAUUUAGAGGGACUACAAUUACAACACAAUACAAUAUUUUAUUUAUACACGUAACACCAAGGAGCUCCUGAGUGCUCGUUAAACCGUGUACGUGAGUAUUAAUGUAAAACAAUAAAAUUGUACAAAAUGUAAAAGGAUAAAAUUAAUCAAUUAAUUAAUAAAUACUACCUAAAUACUAACUAGUAAUAAUCUAUGAACAAAAUUUAACAACUUUAAAAAUUUAAAAAGCUCCUCAAGUCAUAUGAACAUUAAGAGCCCGCUUAAAAGAUACAGUGUCUUCGGACUCUCUAACCGUUGGAGGCGACGCAUUCCAUAGUUUACUGACUAAAAAGGUAAAGGAUCUAUGCAUGUACUCCAAGUUAAAUGUGGGAAGUUCCAACCUGGUGCUGAGCCCACGUAAGUUAUAUUUAACAUUCUUAAGGUUGAAAAACUUACUAAUAUAGGGUGCUCUGUGGCUAUACAAACACUUGUAUAACAUAACUAGCGACUGGAAUUGCCUGCGUUGUUCCAAAGACUUGAUAUUAACUUUUUUUAGGAGGUAGUCGUAUGAAACAGACUUCAGAAAGCCUAAGAUACUUCUUAAUAAAUAGUAAUUAGUGUUCUCCAUUUUGGUAGUCUCAGCAUUACCUAUACCCAGCAAAAGAGGGCUGCAAUACUCAAGAUGUGGGAGAACAUAUGCCUUUUAGAGACGUAUCAUUACAUACUUCGGAAUAAACUUGCGUAGUCCCCGCAAGGCUGAAGCUUUCGCACAUGCUUUUUUCAGCUGUUCCUUUAUGUACGCCUUAAAGGUUAGUUUACUGUCUAAGACUACCCCUAAGAUCUCAAGUGCGUCUUGCUUCUCAACCUUCACAUUAUUGAGAUGAAAUUUAUAUUCAUAUAAUGACGGCCCGAUGGCAACAGUUUGCGUUUUAGCGGCAUCAAUCUUUAAGUAAUUUAAUCCGAACCAUCUUAAUAGCACGCUGAGGUCAGAGUUAAUAACACACUGCAGAACUGUCGGUGAGACAUCCGAGGCAUAUUCCGUCGUGUCAUCAGCAUACAGCCUUAAGGACGCAUUAGAAACGAAGUAAUUAAGAUCAUUAAUGUACAUAUUAAAUAAGAGUGGACCUAACAAGGAUCCCUGUGGUACUCCGGUUGUUACAGUUCUCCGCGGAGAAUAUACUCCCUCAAGUUUAACACUUUGUCUUCUACCUAAAAGAUAGGCUGUCAUAAGUUCCAAGGCAUCAUCUGUAAAACCAUACGCUUUCAGUUUGGCCAGCAGAAGGCCAAACGCCCCCUAUAGCAUGCUCUACUGUAAAUAAGAACUGAUCCCGGCCGCUCCUCCAUUUAUUAACGAUUAUUUUAUUUGCAUGUCCGCGAGUAUAAUAACAAGGAAAUACUCUCUUUACAAUGCUUAAAUGUAAAGCUCCUGCCUUUAGUCUUAUUUCCAUAAGAGACAGUUGUUGGGUCUUGCAUUAUGAAAUUAUCUGAUGAAAUAUCAAAUCUUGUAAUGCACGAGCUUUGAAUGGUGUCAACCCUUUAAGUCCCACCAGUGACUGAGACAGAAUUUCUUCUUACACAAUCAGUACAAUAUCAAGCAGAAAAGUAGUGAGAAUAAAGAAAAAUAUCAAUUAGGGGAUUAGUGGUUGAUCCAAUUCCAAUCUCUCCAAACUAACAUCAUAUGAAUUGUAUGACAGACAGUAAGGAGAAUUACUAAUGAGAUCUUGAGAGUUAAAGUGUUAACCAGCAGAACUUUAAUUUAAUUCUAUUUGAUAUUUUUAUGGUCUUACUAAUCAUCGUAAUUAUAUUCACAACUAGCUCAGCUUAUUUACCACCUCAUUUAAUAUAUUUUCCAAUUACCUAAAUACGUCAGCAAAAAUAAACCCUUGCUUUUGUCUGUCUCGACAAUCUGUGUUUGUAUAAUUUAAAAGAAAAGCGCAGAAAAAUCUACUUUUAAUGAUUUAAGAUCGAAAAUAACUUCAAAUCACUUGCUCGUUAUGACUGAAAUACCAUAAAAACUCUUCAUGCCUUUUUAUAUUGUCCUGGCAAGACAUUCUGAAACAUUCACCUCAGUGGUCUAACUGACAACGCCAUACUUCUCGCAUUUACUCAUCUCUGCUGGAAAUCCAGAGAUAAUAAGCCUUUCUGUUGAGACAGCCGAUGAAAGCAGUUGUUAAAAUGCAAAUAUUUCUUUUUUACACGAAGAAUAGAUUAACCUCAUCCAUGUAGAUUUGGGAACAUGCCUGUUGUUUCUCCAGCUUUGUAUUGCAUAUUGAACUAAAAGUGAUGAAGGGAAAAUGAGAAGAGGCAUCAUUUUAUAAAAAAAAUUAGGCUUGAGGUGAAGGUGGAUUAAGUCAACUUACGAGGUAGAUGUGGCCGUCCUGCAGAAGCGAAUUCUAUUAAGUGAGAAGUGUUUUAAAAGGUAAGUUUCCGUGAACGAGAUGGCAGCCCAUUUAACUGGGUUACCCACGUGUAAUUCUUCAGGGUUUCCCGAAUACUCUGUCUGUGUAGAGAGAGGCACUGUGAGAGGAAAAGGCAUUGUCCAUAAAGACAACAUAACCUAGCCUCUAUGACUCUUAACUAAUGCAUAAAGUGGAUGUCAACAUUAUUACCCAGAAAGAGAAUGAUCGGCAUUUUUUUUUCUGUGAUGGACUAACAGAAAUAACUGAAAGAGAAACUACUUCGCAUGAAAACUAUAGAAAAUGAUUCUCGUUAGCUUUGGUUAUUACAUGAAUCCAACCCAACUUAGUGUCAUACAACAAAGCUUAAUGAGUUGGCGCAAACAAGAGAACAUGAGUUGAUCAUCCGGCGACAUGAUAAUAAUGCGGUGGCGACAUCAAAACAUAAUGUAACGCUCUUUCGUAGAUAUUUCUCCCUUGAAUCGCAAUUAAACGGAUCAUCAUUGAUAUUCUGUAACGAAAUGAAACCAUUCCAUCCAUAGAUAGUAGAAAAAGUAGCGGAAAAGGCUAUUCCUCCGAUAGAACAACCAAGACAUAUCGAACGCGCCGUGGGGCGUAAGGAAGCGCCCUUGAAGAAUUGAAAUGGACUGGGCUGUAGAGCAACCCAAAAACCGUUUGAGACCCCAAAAGCCAAGAAGACCGACACUCUGCACGUACUGAUGGUGAUGAACAUUUUACUGGGUGUCUGACGCAGUCGAGCAGUGAAAAACAGGGGUUGUGCAAAACUAAAGUCCUAAGAUGGGGAAGUUUUAUUUGCGAGGCAAAGAAAAAAAAAAAUCCAUCAAGUAAAAGACAGGUGAAAUUUUUCUUCUUGCAAUGAAAUUUCCAGAAAAUGGGAAAAAAUUCGUUUGGGUCUAUCACAUCACAAAAAUCCGAGUUUGUAUAAUCAUCACAAAGAAGUGUUCGCAAAUGAGCUCUUUUAAGGGUAGAAUGACAGGAGUAAUAUCAUUAAACUUUUAUACCUAAUGUUGUGAAUAAUUUUACGAUGCAAUUAAUUAAAAAGGGAAAUAUCACGUAGUAACGUUUUCGUCAAAAUUAAAGUUUGUAGACAUUUCAUGCCGUUUGUUUAUUUUGAAAUGGCUUUUCUCUUAAUGUCUUUAUUGUGUUUACCCUUGUGUGUUGCGGACCUCGAAAAAAAAUUAAUAAGACCACAUUGUAUUUCAAACUGAUUCAAAUAAUUCGGUAUUUUGUAGCCAGAGUUGCUUCCACUAACAACGUGUGGAAAAGAAAGAUUGCGUCGUUCACCUUCGCUGACAUUUAGAUGCUAAUUGUAAGCUCUUACAGAGAAGGGUUCGAUGGAUAAGGCUGGUGAUUUUGAAGAAAAGAAAGCAAGGAGAAAAAAAAAAUAUCUUAAGGUUUUCCGGGGAUUAACAUUCACAGAAGCUUAAUUACUGCCUAUAGUAGAACCUUGCGCAGCGCAUGGAUUCUAUUAUCAUUGGAACAUUUGAAUCCAAUAUUGCAAACGAAUCAGCUUCUUCUCGGGUUUGAAUCUAACUGGCGUGGCCUUUAUGAAUCUCCAUAUCUGCUUGAAAAAAUGAAUAAACCACUGCCAUUGACGCGCUUGACUCUCAGGCUGGUAUAUUCAAAUUUAUAUUAAAUUUCGGAUGAAACGUGCGUUGUCACUUAUUGAAAGAGCGUGCUCUAUGACAGUAAAGAGCACAGAGCUGAGCUAAAGCUGCCACGCCGUCUGCCAAAUUGUACUAUGUCCAAUCUUUUCAGGGUCUUUUCUCUAGUUUUUUUCUUUAAUUGAAAGUGAAAUUUCGGAACAGGCUAGUCGGCACAAUCAGACAAAGGUUUGUAAACAUGCCAGGCGCCGUAACUGACGUCAUAGUAAGCCUAAACACCCGCUUGUUUUCGUAUUUAUUACAAACGGUUGCUAUCAAGGAGCGGUAUGCUUACUUAAAAACCUGCAGGCAAUAUUGAACUUAAACUAUGAGUUCUAAACGCUUUAGAUCAGUGGAAGCCGUAGGCUAACGUUUAAGAUAAUUUUAACGAGAAAACUCUCUGAUGUCAAUGAAUUUAACCUGGGAUACUCUCUAAUUUUAGACACGGAACUGAUCGACAAAUUGAAUGCUAAUAUAUUAGGAAAUUCGAUUCACCUGUAGAAUCAUGGGAACAAAGUAUUUACACAGCUGGACUUUCGAAAUCUUGUGUGAAUAAAAGAUAAGCUUAAACAAUUGAAAGCCUCUCUUGUGAAUCUUAAGGGGAGAAUACUUGUCAAGCUGUUGGGAAUAUUAAGUAACACUCGGGGUUGUUCCUUUCUGAAGAGCGAUGAGUUCCGCAAGUAAUGAAACUAAUUUUACCAUCGACGGAGAAAAUAUACAAGGAGUUACACCUGAAAACAUUGUUUUCGCAACGAUUUACUCAAUCAUUGUGUUUUUUGGUGUGAUUGGCAACAGUAUUGUGAUCGCCAUCGUGUGCAAAACGCCAUCAAUGCAUACAACAACGAACUAUUUGCUGGUAAACUUAGCCCUAUCCGAUUUACUAUCGUUGUUAUUCUGUCCGGGAUUUUACGAUUUUUCUUUACAUAACAUAAGACUGAGUCAAACUACCGGAGAUUUUAUUUGCAAGGUAUUUGCGGGAAACGCAGUUCUCUCUGUUACUGUUCUUGAGUCCAUUUUCACCUUGACGGUCAUAGCUGUGGAAAGGUACUUUUCACUUGUGAAACCAUUUAACACAAAUGCAAGACUUGGUAAAGGAAACAUCCGUUAUGCAAUCGUCGUAACGUGGGUAUCAGCCUUGCUUCUAUGUAUACCAGGAUUUUUAUCGAACGACUACGAUCCAGAGGCGAGAGCAUAUCCUUGUAAUCGACCAUGGACCCUCGAUCGACUCACGCCGUUUAAAAGAACUUAUAUCAUUGUAUUUUGCAACCUGUGUAUUGUGAUGCCUACAGUUGUGAUUUUGUUUUGUUACUGCUCUAUUUUCUAUGGAAUACAUUUUAAAAAGAACAUCUGUUGUGAAAACACCGCUGAAAGUGGGAAGGCGGAAAAAUCCAAGAAACGCCUUUUAAAGUUACUUAUGUCUCUCGCCGUGGCUUUUGCUGUUUGUUGUAUUCCAUAUGCAGUGUUCUUUAUUUACGUCUCCAUUAUCACAAAGAGUAAACUGCAUCAAAACUACGGGUCUCUUCACCUUACACACCGAAUGGUUCGAUUUUUUCUCAUUCUUAAUUCAUUUAUUAAUCCCCUUCUUUAUGCAGCGCAAAGUUCUAACUACAGGCAAGGACUGAGGAGAAUCAGCCGACGAUUUUUACAAACACGUUCAAACAGAGUAGCAGAAAAUAAUCAAGAACAUUUAGAACUGGGUAUUUAG